This is a messenger RNA of Melanaphis sacchari, 1408 nucleotides long. RefSeq names its product 60S ribosomal protein L3 (gene RpL3). The transcript has 8 exons. The record is from RefSeq and is a predicted model, not a curated record. The coding region runs from base 129 to 1355 and encodes 408 amino acids. Gene Ontology annotation, biological process: ribosomal large subunit assembly; translation. Gene Ontology annotation, cellular component: ribosome; cytosolic large ribosomal subunit. Gene Ontology annotation, molecular function: structural constituent of ribosome; RNA binding. NCBI's taxonomy places the organism in Eukaryota, Metazoa, Arthropoda, Insecta, Hemiptera, Aphididae.
AUCGUUCAUUUCCUUUGGGAUCAUCAUCGUUCGUAGUACGGUGGUUGUCGCGUCUUUCGCACCAUCCACUUUUUCAAAGUAUUUAAUUAAAUUUUUUUCAUCCACUUCGAUCGACUACUUCAUCGAAUAUGUCGCAUCGUAAAUUUAGUGCUCCUCGUCAUGGUUCUAUGGGUUUCUACCCAAAGAAGCGCGCACGUCGUCAUCGUGGUAGAGUAAAGUCUUUCCCUAAAGAUGAUCCUAGCAAGCCUAUUCAUUUAACUGCUUUCAUUGCAUACAAAGCUGGUAUGACCCAUGUUGUUCGCGAAGCUGACCGUCCAGGAUCAAAACUCAACAAGAAGGAGAUUGUAGAGCCUGUAACCAUUUUGGAAGCUCCACCCAUGAUCAUUGUUGGUGUUGUAGGUUAUGUUGAAACUCCAUAUGGUCUUAAACCUUUGAAGACAGUGUUCGCUGAACAUUUGUCUGAAGAUUGUCGUAGACGCUUCUAUAAGAACUGGUACAAAUCAAAGAAGAAGGCUUUUGUCAAAUACUCGAGGAAGUGGCAAGAUGAAAACGGCAAGAGACAAAUUGCCAAAGACCUUGCUAAGAUUGCCAAGUACUCUAAAGUUAUCCGUGUUGUUGCUCAUACUCAGAUGAAAUUAUUGAAGAAACGUCAAAAGAAGGCUCAUAUCAUGGAAAUCCAAGUUAAUGGAGGUACAGUUGCUGAAAAAGUGCAAUGGGCCAAAGAACAUUUUGAGAAGCCAGUACCCGUUUCUCAUGUUUUUGCUCCAGAUGAGAUGAUUGAUUGUAUUGGUGUCACUAAGGGUCGUGGAUACAAAGGUGUUACAUCCCGUUGGCAUACAAAGAAAUUGCCCCGUAAGACUCAUAAAGGUCUUCGUAAGGUUGCUUGUAUUGGAGCAUGGCAUCCCAGUCGUGUCCAGUUCACUGUUGCUCGUGCUGGUCAAAAAGGUUACCAUCAUCGAACUGAAAUCAAUAAGAAGAUAUACCGAAUUGGUCUUGGAAUUCAUACUAAAGAUGGAAAGGUCAUUAAAAAUAACGCAUCAACUGAGUAUGAUUUGACCGAGAAGACUAUUACUCCCAUGGGAGGUUUUCCACAUUAUGGUGAAGUCAACAAUGAUUUCCUUAUGAUUAAGGGAUGUUGUGUUGGCCCUAAGAAACGAGUUAUUACUCUCCGUAAAUCAUUGUUGGUACACACAAAACGUGCUGCUUUGGAAAGUAUCAACUUGAAAUUCAUCGAUACCUCAUCCAAAUUUGGUCAUGGACGUUUCCAGACUGUUGCUGAUAAGGCUGCUUUCAUGGGUCCAUUAAAGAAGGACAGGAUUCGUGAAGAAGAGAAGGCCACAGCUGCUGCUAAAUAAUUGUACAAUUUCAUUAUUUGACAAUUUAUAAUAAAUACCAAAAAAAUCAAACC